AUGUGUUUUGAAAGUGGUGCUAUAUUCUAUAAUGAUGAACAUGAGAAGAAUGCCAUUCACUGUGAUACAAUAUCACAACAAAAUCAAGUAUCGCCUAAAUUGGAUUUAAGUGAAACCGAAGACAACAAUAAUUCUACAGUACCGGUCAUAAAAGGACGAUCGGAUGAUCGCAACAAUGAAAAAGCCAAGGCAAUGGAUGACAAUGACAAUAAAGAUGGAGUCAAAACUGGACCCAAAAUUCAUGGUGUGCGUGUGACUGUUGAUACGGGCGAUGGACAAACAUCCAAAGAAUCCAAGGAAAGUGUUGAGAUCACCGAUUUGGGUAAAAAUAAAAAACGUGUUGGUAUCCAUACGGACAUAACAUUUGAAAUCACAGCUGGAGGCGAUGCUCAUGACAAUAAAACAAGUCGGGAACAUGAUGUCGAUGAUAAGGAAGACGCAAGUGUUCCCAUUUUCAAAGGAAGAGGAGGCUCGGGUUCCCACAAGAACCGCAAACCUACUGAUCCAAAAUCGCAAUGGAAUCCCAAUUUUUCUGCAGAACGUCGAUCGUACGAUCAUUCAGGACGAGGCCGUUAUCCAGAUUAUCAGGAAUAUUAUCCCGGCAACGUUCCGGUUUAUGUAGGAUCUUCUGAUGGACGUGGAGGGGGAAGUUCCAUUUAUCGCUCAUCGGACGGUUGGAAUAGUUACAUACCUCGUUCUACAUAUUGGACAACAGAACGUUCACAUUAUGAGAACUAUAGGCCAAAUGAUGUGUCCGGCUAUAGGGCAACUCCCAGCUGGAAACCCUGCUAUUGUGUAAUGAACGAUAAUGAAUACCGUCGGCGAAGGGAUAACAGUCAGCUUCAUCGCCACCACCACAACCACGAAGUUCAAGAUGAGGUCGUUAUAAAACCUACAAGUUCGUUAAUCGAGAUUAUUGACGGUAAAUUGGAGAGAACUUUUUCAAAAAAAUAA
Musca vetustissima is the source of this 954-nucleotide messenger RNA. RefSeq lists its product as uncharacterized. NCBI's taxonomy places the organism in Eukaryota, Metazoa, Arthropoda, Insecta, Diptera, Muscidae. The transcript has 4 exons. The record is from RefSeq and is a predicted model, not a curated record. Bases 1 to 954 code for a protein of 317 amino acids.